Messenger RNA from Eucalyptus grandis, 3214 nucleotides. RefSeq names its product probable LRR receptor-like serine/threonine-protein kinase At3g47570. The record is from RefSeq and is a predicted model, not a curated record. The coding region runs from base 1 to 3078 and encodes 1025 amino acids. Gene Ontology annotation, molecular function: protein kinase activity; ATP binding; protein binding. The transcript is spliced from 2 exons. Gene Ontology annotation, biological process: protein phosphorylation. Lineage: Eukaryota; Viridiplantae; Streptophyta; Magnoliopsida; Myrtales; Myrtaceae.
AUGCCAAACUUGAGAAUGAAUUCAGUAUUAGCUUUUGUCAGCCUCAUUCUCUUCAUAUAUCAAACUCACUCCAACACUUGUAUUGCCUAUGCUUCCUAUCCUAGAAAUGAAAUGGACGAGGCGGCAUUGCUUGCCUUCAAGGACAAGAUGAUUGAAGAUCCUCGAGGGAUCAUGAGUUCCUGGAAGGAGUCCGUUAGUCAUUGCAACUGGUCAAGAGUUUCUUGCAGUCGUCGGCAUACGGGAAGAGUCACUGCCCUUGACUUGAUGAAUCAAAAGCUCAUUGGCACAAUACCUCCUGACAUAGGGAAUCUCACCUUCUUGAGACGAAUUGAUCUGAGGGCAAAUCGACUUCGAGGCAACAUUCCAGAAGAGUUCGGAAGGUUGUUCAGACUGAAAAGGUUAGUCCUUGGCAACAAUGAACUUGAAGGGGAGAUACCACGGAAUUUGUCAUCUUGCAUAGAUAUGCAGUACCUCUGUUUGAACUUUAAUCGGCUUAGCGGGAGGAUACCUGAUGAGCUUCGGUAUUUAGUUGAGAGAAAACUCAUUACUUUUGUGGUCGGAUGGAACAAUCUUACUGGGGGAAUUCCAAAUUGGUUGGGGAAUGGAUCUUCACUUGUAAACUUAGAGUUGCAACAAAAUAACCUAAAAGGUCGAAUACCGGCCGAGCUUGGAAGCAUCUCAAGAUUAGAAUUAUUACAUAUAGGUUUUAAUAAAUUAAUAGGACGCAUCCCUUCUUCUAUAUACAACCUUACAUCACUUCUCUCCCUUGCUGUAAAUGGUAACGGCCUACAUGGAAAAAUCCCACCAGAAAUUGGCAACAAUUUUCCACAUCUCCAGUCUCUUUACCUUGGGCAAAAUCGAUUUUCAGGGCAAGUGCCACAUUCGCUGCCUAAUGCUACUAGACUUGGAGAUCUAUUUCUCGAAAGAAAUAGCUUUACGGGGAGUGUGCCUGCCAAUAUGGGAAACUUGAUGGAUCUUACAAAAAUUUCUUUUAGUGUAAACAAGUUACAAACAGGACUUGACGGCUUAAGCUUCCAUACCGCUUUAACCAACUGCACUAAAUUGAAAUAUUUAGAUUUUGGCUACAACAUUUUUAGGGGAGAAAUACCUGCUUCCGUUGCCAAUUUCACGAAUUUGCUUCGAAUCUUAAGCCUGGCAGAAAAUCGGAUCACAGGAAAUAUCCCUCCAGAAAUUGAGAAUCUGAAUGGCUUACAGAUCUUGGCGUUAUACAACAACAGCAUCGAUGGUGAGAUUCCCCAUGGCAUUGGUAAGCUUCAAAAUUUGACCUAUCUUUACCUAUGGGGCAAUAGUAUUUCGGGGGCAAUUCCUUCCUCUCUUGGAAACGUCACCCAAUUGCUUCGCCUGUCCCUUCAAUAUAAUCAAUUAGAAGGUAACAUUCCCCCAAACCUUGGGCGGUGUCAACAAUUGCAAGCACUGGCGCUAUCAAAUAACAACCUUAACGGUACAAUACCCAAAGAGGUCAUCGGCCUUUCUUCUUUGUCCCUCUAUUUUGGAGUUGCUGGAAAUUCCUUAACGGGGCCAUUACCCCUUGAAGUGGGAAAUAUGAGCCAAAUUGUGGAAGUCGAACUCUUUGACAAUAGCCUGACUGGAGAAAUACCAAGCACUUUGUCCCAGUGCCUGAUGCUGGUAAACUUGGACAUGGCAGGCAAUUUUUUUGAAGGAAGCAUACCGCCUUCUCUAAGGACCUUGAUUGGCCUUGUGUACCUCAAUCUCUCCAGAAACAGAUUGUCCGGUCAAAUUCCCAUCUAUUUCGAGAAUUUCACUGUGCUUGAAAAGUUGAAUUUGUCCUUUAAUAGCCUUGAAGGAGAGGUACCACAUGAGGGGAUUUUCAGAGAUACAAAGCGCAUAUCGAUAAUGGGAAACAAAGAACUAUGUGGGGGCAUCAAGGAACUUGGACUUCUCACAUGCAAAGUCCAUGACAUCAAGAAGCGGAGAAAGCUUCCAAAACUGAAAUUUUUUAUUGCGGUAACUAUCUCAUUUCUAAUCGUGUUGACAUGCUUUAUUGUUGUUGUGUACUGGAGGAGGAAAUCUAGGACGAGACCUAGUGUUGCAUUGCCAACAGAGGAGCGCUUCCAAAAGGUUUCCUAUGCAAAGCUUCGCCAUGCAACCGGUGACUUCUCGCCAUCUAAUUUGAUUGGCCAAGGGAGCCAUGGCUUUGUGUACAGUGGAAUGCUGGAUGGAAAUCGACAGGUGGCAGUGAAAGUUCUCAAUUUAAAUCAAAAGGGGGCUUUUAAUAGCUUCUUGGCAGAAUGUGAAGUGCUAAGAAACAUACGCCACCGAAAUCUUGUCAACAUCAUCACCGUUUGCUCGAGCAUUGAUUUCACAGGUGCAGAAUUUAAGGCUCUAGUCUACGACCUGAUGCGAAAUGGUAGUCUAGAACAGUGGUUGCACCCUGGCGAAAAUCAGCUUGAUGUGCCAAAGCUCAAUCUCAGACAGAGAUUAGAUAUUGCCAUUGAUGCAGCUUCUGCCAUUGAAUAUCUGCACCACCAUUGCCAGAUGAGCAUUGUACACGGUGAUCUAAAGCCAAGCAAUGUUCUUCUUGAUCAUGACAUGGUAGCUCGAGUGUGUGAUUUCGGGCUAGCGCGAUUUCUUCGCGAGAGCACAAACCUAGAUGCUUCUCAAUGUCAAGCAAGCUCUAGUGGGUUAAAAGGAACCAUUGGCUAUGUAGCUCCAGAAUAUGGCCUCGGUCGUACUUCAUCGUUGCAGGGAGAUGUGUACAGCUUCGGGAUACUGUUGCUUGAGAUGUUCAUUGGAAUAAGACCUACUGAUGUUAUGUUCAAGGAUGGAUGGACCCUCCAUGAAUUCGUAAAGACUGCUCGGCACAAAAGCUUGGUGAAGAUCCUAGACCCUUCACUACUAUCCAUGGAGCAUCCUGUAGGGAUCGACUAUGGCCAAUUUAGUGAUGCCGGCACGGUUAGAUUUGAGGAAAACAUUGCUAACAUAAUGAGAAUCGGAGUCCUCUGCUCAGCAAAACUUCCGAUUGAGCGCAUGGACAUGACAAAUGCAUUAUCCAAGUUAUGUGCUGUCAGAGAGAAGCUUUUCAGGUGUGGCAUGUAAGAUUAGGAAGAGGAUUUAACUUCUCUGUUGCAAUUUUAAUUCCGUUUCAGUUUAUUCCAAUGUGAAUGUAAACGCAAAAUGCAAGUCUACUGCUUCAUGUAUCUAUAAUAGGCAAAGAAUUUGUUAUCUCUAUAUC